Messenger RNA from Saccostrea echinata, 944 nucleotides. RefSeq lists its product as uncharacterized. Lineage: Eukaryota; Metazoa; Mollusca; Bivalvia; Ostreida; Ostreidae. Bases 141 to 815 code for a protein of 224 amino acids. The transcript has 2 exons. The record is from RefSeq and is a predicted model, not a curated record.
AUCUGCAGAUAGACUGCAGAGAAGAUCAAUUUUCUGACAACCCUCUAGCUGGGAAAUCUAGCAGGAUUCUCAUCUUUAUACUUGGAGGAGUGGUUGUUGCACUGGUAGCUGGGGCAAUCGUUAUUGUCGUGUUCAUCAAAAUGAAAUUCUGUAAAAGAUCUGAUCUAAACAAACUUGAUACAGACGAGAAAGUCAUACCCACGAGCACAUUAAAUCCUAAGCAUAGCGUCCGUUAUGGUGAGAAUCAACGUCAAAGUAAAGACUCUGAAAAACAAACGAUUGGUUUUAUGUCAAAUUGUGCAAUUUCAAACACUGAUAUGACAGAGACCUUAGUUCCGGUGCAGGAUGGGAAUUAUUCCUUAAUCAAUGCUUCAGAUUUUGGGGGAGAAAAUGACAGAGUGAAAGAUAGCAACACUGAUACGACAGAAACUUCACUUCCGGUACAGGAUGGGAAUUAUUCCUUAGUCAAUGCUUCAGAUUUUGAGGGGGAAAAUGACAGAGAGAAGGAUAGCAACACUGAUACGAUAGAGACCUCACUUCCAGUAAAGGAUGGUAUUUAUUCUUUAAUCAAUGCUUCAGAUUUUGAAGGAAAAAAUGACGGAAUGAAAGAUAAAUGUUUUGACAAAGAAAAUACAGCAGAGUACAUCACAAAACAGAGUGAUGCUGUCAACACAGUUACUAAUCAGAUCAUUGGAGAGGUGACGGGGGAUGUGUAUGCCUCUAUUUGUAAAAGAGACAAUCUAGAAGACAACCGAAUUACUGGUCCAAAAGGAGACAUAUACACAACUGUUUCCACGACGUUAAAAACAAAGUGAAUGUCUUGAAAUUUGGAGUGGGAAUCUAGGCUCUUAAAGAGGUUUAGAUCGAUGAAAGAAGGCAAAAAAGAAAAAAAUCUAAAUAUGUUUUAUUUAGAGAAGUCAUUUUUGUACCUAUACUAAAUCCAA